GGAAAUACGUACCAAUGCGAAGGCGCCCAAACCUCUUGGUCAGCGGUUGUUCUCCUUCAAGCUCAUCGUCAGCUCGACGUUUCUGCCCAUGAAGCUCAGCUCUCCCCACAGCCGCCAUCCGUGCGCCAUCAAUUCGCUAACGGAUCGCCUCCCAAUCAAAAAUUUUUAAUCCUCUCCAGGGUCUCUUUCUCCCUUGUUCUGAUCGGAUGCAAAGUGCAAGAAUAGCACCACACCAAAUUCAUUGCUUUCUAUGUCGGUUUGAAUGUUGAGUGGGAGGAGUUCUUUGGGUGUGUUGGCGAAUCGGCGCGCCGCCGGUUCGACUCGAAAGUUCUUCUCGCCAUCGACGACUUUCCACCCCGCCGCCGCCGCCAUCGCCAUCCCUCUCUCUUCUCGCAACAAAUUCGUCCCUCUCCGCCCAUACCCCUUCACGCUGCUCAAAAUGGCGUCCUCUACCUCCACUCCAUCGCAAAAUGAAGUAGAAUGGCCUGCCAUCAAAGUUCGUGAUACAUUUCUCGAUUUCUUCAAGAAAAAUGGCCAUACGUUUGUGCCGUCGUCAUCGGUCGUUCCACUAUCGGAUCCUACCUUGCUCUUUGCGAAUGCGGGAAUGAAUCAAUAUAAAUCCAUAUUCCUAGGCACGGUUGAUCCAAAUUCGGAUUUCGCGCAGUUGAAACGUGCACAUAACUCUCAGAAGUGUAUACGCGCUGGCGGAAAGCACAAUGACCUUGAUGAUGUUGGGAAAGACAGCUAUCACCACACUUUCUUCGAGAUGUUGGGCAACUGGAGUUUUGGCGACUACUUCAAGAAAGAAGCCAUCGAAUACUCAUGGGAGCUUCUCACCAAGGUUUAUGGCCUGGAGCCAGACCGUCUAUACGUGACGUAUUUUGAAGGUAACAAGGAUGCCGGUAUCGAACCCGACUUGGAAACGAAAGAUUUGUGGCUAUCGGUCGGCGUGAAAGAGGAUCACAUCUUGUCCGGAAAUAUGAAGGAUAACUUCUGGGAGAUGGGAGACCAGGGACCAUGCGGACCGUGCAGCGAAGUCCAUUACGACAGAAUUGGUGGUCGUAACGCUGCCCAUCUCGUCAACAUGGAUGAUCCUAAUGUUCUGGAAAUUUGGAAUAACGUUUUCAUACAAUAUAACCGCGAGUCUGAAUCGAUCCUUCGCCCUCUUCCCAAUAAGCACGUUGAUACUGGUAUGGGAUACGAGCGAUUAGUGUCUGUCCUACAAAAGAAGUAUUCAAACUACGAUACAGAUGUUUUCACGCCGCUUUUCGAUGCUAUUCGCGAAAUUACUGGAGUUCGCCCAUACUCUGGGAAAUUUGGCGAAGAGGACGUCGAUGGGAUUGAUACGGCUUACCGAGUAGUCGCUGAUCAUGUCAGGACCCUGACUUUUGCGAUUUCGGACGGAGCUCCCCCGAAUAACGAAGGUCGUGGCUAUGUUGUUCGGCGUGUGUUGCGACGAGGCGCUCGUUACGCCAGAAAAUAUUUGAAAGUCGAAAUCGGAAAUUUCUUCUCCAAGAUUGUCCCAACCCUGGUGGAUCAGAUGGGCGGCAUGUUCCCAGAAAUCAAGAAGAAGCAGACUGAUGUGAUGGAAAUUUUGGACGAAGAAGAAAUAUCUUUUGCCAAAACGCUCGACCGUGGAGAACGUCAGUUCGAAAUUUAUGCCCAACAGGCCAAAGAUUCCGGCUCUAAUAAACUACACGGAGCGGAUGUGUGGCGACUUUAUGACACCUUUGGGUUCCCCGUGGAUCUCACUCAGUUGAUGGCCGAAGAACGAGGACUCAGCAUUGAUAACGUUGAAUUUGAAGAGGCGAGAUUGAAAGCCAAGGAGGCCAGCAAGGGCCAGGCUAAAGCGGCGUCUGAUUUACUGAAACUCUCUGUGCACGAUCUCAGUAAACUUGAAAAGGAUAAGGUUCCAAAAACAAAUGACGACGCAAAAUUCGGCAGAGGAAACAUAUUAUCGCAGAUUGUUGCCAUCUACCAUGACAAGGAGUUUGUCGAUUCCACGAGCGGCAUCCCAGAAGGUGAUCAAAUUGGUAUAAUACUUGAUAAGACCAACUUCUAUGCCGAGCAAGGUGGUCAAGAGUAUGAUACUGGGAAGAUUAUCAUUGACGGAAAGGCAGAGUUGGAUGUCAGAAACGUUCAAAUGUACGGUGGUUAUGUCUUUCACACAGGUUUCAUUAAGUACGGCGAUUUGUCUGUGGGCGACUCCGUUAUUUCCGAAUACGAUGAGCUCAGGCGGUGGCCUAUCCGCAACAACCACACUGGCACUCACAUUCUUAACUUUGCGCUUCGGGAGGUUCUUGGAAAUGGAAUUGACCAGAAAGGUUCCCUUGUUGCCGCGGAAAAGCUGCGCUUUGACUUCUCUCACAAAUCUGGCGUAUCUGACAGCGAUCUUGAAAAAAUUGAAGAGAAGUGCACGGAAUACAUUCGGCAAAAUUGUGCGGUAUAUUCCAAAGACGUUCCUCUCUCUGUCGCUCGUGAGAUUACUGGAGUACGUGCCGUCUUCGGUGAAACUUAUCCGGAUCCUGUUCGUGUUGUGUCCGUUGGAGUGGAACUGGAGGAAAUUCUCAAGGACGUUAAAGAUCCCCGAUGGAAAGGAGUCAGUAUUGAAUUCUGCGGUGGGACGCAUGUUCAAAAAACUGGUGACAUCAAGGACCUCGUAAUCCUCGAGGAAGGUGGUAUCGCUAAAGGUAUUCGGAGAAUCAUCGCAGUUACGGGUGAAGAUGCCCAUGAAGUGCAACGCAUCGCAAAGGAAUUUGGUGAUCGCCUUAAUAGAUUCGAGAAGAUGGAAAUUGGACCCAAAAAGGAACAAGAAGCCAAACUUAUCCAGGCUGAUUUGAAUCAACUCUCCAUUUCGGCGGUCGAGAAAGCCAGGUUCCGUGAACAGUUCGCCCGGAUCCACAAGCAAGUCCUCGAAGCACAAAAGGCUCUGCAAAAGCAAGAGAUUAAAGCAGCGCUGGACGCUAUCAAUUCACACUUUGAAAAACCUGAGAAUAAAGAUAGCUCCCACCUCAUUGUCCGCUUGCCCACCUCUGCCAACGCGAAGGCUAUCAGCGAGUCUAUCAACCAUGCCAAGUCAAAGCUGAAGGACAAAUCGAUCUAUGUCUUUGCCGCGGAUGCCGAGCAGGGACGCGUUGCUCAUGGAUGCUACGUUUCAUCGUCCUUAAGUGCCCAAGGUGCUUCCGCGAGCAAUUGGUCCGGCGUUGUCUCUGGCAUCGUCGGUGGAAAGGCUGGUGGCAAAGCGCCCACAUCUAUCGGCAAUGGCACAGAGGUUGAUAGGGUCGACGAAGCAAUCGAAGCUGCUACUAAGUACCUGGAACAGUUUCAACUGUGAUUUAUGUUCUUUUAAAGGUUGGCCUUAGUUUUACGCCUUCAUUCAGUCUUCCGUUUCCGAGUCAGCAUCGGAUAUAAAUUCCCUUUUUAGCUAAUCUGGAUGGUGUUGUUUUGGGUGGUUUCCUCUGCGAGUGCGUUGUUGGAGGAUCAAUAGAGUAAGGGAUUUUUUUGGUCAAAUAACUGGAAGAGAAUCUUCCUAUAAAUUACAUCAAGUCUCUCAAUCUACG
Messenger RNA from Coccidioides immitis RS, 3560 nucleotides. RefSeq names its product alanine-tRNA ligase. The record is from RefSeq and is a predicted model, not a curated record. Gene Ontology annotation, biological process: tRNA modification; alanyl-tRNA aminoacylation. The transcript has 6 exons. Lineage: Eukaryota; Fungi; Ascomycota; Eurotiomycetes; Onygenales; Onygenaceae. Gene Ontology annotation, cellular component: mitochondrion; cytoplasm. Bases 263 to 3334 code for a protein of 1023 amino acids. Gene Ontology annotation, molecular function: aminoacyl-tRNA deacylase activity; amino acid binding; nucleic acid binding.